AUGUUUGCCCCUAACAACCCCGACUACAGGACCAUCGUCCCAGGACCCGACGUCUGGUCCGCUCCAGCUCCGACCAAAAAGUCCAAGAGCAAGAGGACGGUAUGGUUUGCCUAGAGUCCAUUUGUAGUCCAAAAAUGCGGGGAAUUUUUGGGAGUUGGCCCGGAGCCUUGAUGAUUUUAUGACCAUGUUGGGAAAGGCUUGGAAUGGGGUUUAG
Molecule: messenger RNA, 214 nt
Organism: Hymenoscyphus albidus
Lineage: Eukaryota; Fungi; Ascomycota; Leotiomycetes; Helotiales; Helotiaceae
Source: the annotation of a GenBank genome assembly